AUGUUCUCGCUAGCCAAGCGCGAAAAUGAUAUUCUCGCUUCGGUUACACAACAUCCUCACAACCUCAGAUUCCCCUCGGUUAGUCGCCCUCGUCUGUACUACCUAGGAGUACUUGAAGCGGGGUCAACAACCUCUCCUGACUUCGUCCCAUCCUGUCUCGACUCCUUCUAUACUCAGGAUCCUCCUUCCAUUUACGCAAAUAACAAGAAGCUAGAAUGCGGCGCGACCGGAAUCGGUCUCGCUGUCGCCCGGCAGCUGAUACUCGACGGUUGCCGCAAAAUCGCCCUAGUUGAUUUUGGGACCCUCAACCUGCUGAGGGCCCACAACUUCUUGGCAAACGAAGAUCGAAGGGGCGACAAGUCCCCUUUGGAAAUUGUUGAGAUCUCGACGCAAUGCAGUGUUGAAUCCGACGUCGAUAAUGCUAUAGCCGUUACCGUCGAUAUAUUUGGCAGAAUAGACAUCUGCUUCAACGCUGCAGGAAUGUAUGGACAAACUGAGAACCUUGACAAUAUGGAUUUCGAUGAGAUCAAUAUGGUUUUGGGGCUUCAAAUGAAGGGUAUGAUGCUUUGCGAGAAGGCGCAGAUCAGACAGUUUUUGAAGCAGGAGAGGCGGGACGUUAGGUCGGUGCCAGAAGUUGCCAGUAGUUACGAAUACGGCACUGUAGUUGCUGACUGCCGAGACAGAACCGGGUUGCCUCCUAUGACAAGAGGUAGUAUUGUCAACGUCGGCUCACUGUCAAGCAACACCAAGGUCCGGGCUAUAUUGCCCUACGUCAAUCCCAAGCACGGCGUUCUGGCCCUCACGAAAGCCGAUGCUGUGCAGUAUGCCAAGCACGGCAUUCGAGUAAAUUGCAUAUGUCCGGCCUGGAUCUCGACCAAUAUGCCAAUGUUAUAUGACGGCGGUCCUCCUCCUCCUCCUGUUGGAUCACAAGCGAUCAUGCGAGCACCGAUGGGAAGAUGGGGACGACCUGAAGAAGUAGCGUACAUGGUCUGCUUUCUUUUGAGUGACAAGGCCAGUUUUAUUACUGGCACUUCGAUUGAUGUUGAUGGAGGAUUUGGCGCUCUUUGA
Molecule: messenger RNA, 1068 nt
Organism: Drepanopeziza brunnea f. sp. 'multigermtubi' MB_m1
Lineage: Eukaryota; Fungi; Ascomycota; Leotiomycetes; Helotiales; Drepanopezizaceae
Source: RefSeq, a predicted model, not a curated record